UCAUGCUUCUGAGUAGGGGGAGAAUGCGAGGCGUCAUGCUCCAUAAAGCUGCUCUGAUACUCCGAGUUUAGUGUUACUCCAACACACUGUUUUCAGGACAGACUUUCUGGACACACACGCACACUGCGAGUGACUGCUUCUCGUUUGUCGAUUCCGCCGUUUUCAGUGCACAAUCACGGAUCUGGCCGGCAGCCUGGACACUAUGGUAGCCGAGGAGGCUCCUAGGGAGGCCGUGAGCAGGAAUGGGGAUCUUUCUCCUCAUCCUCUUCCUUCACUGGUGGAUUAGAGCGGCAGCAGGCAGCUGUGGGGCGCGAGGCGCGCGGUCGUGCGGCGAGUGCGUGCAGCUGGGACCGCAGUGCGCGUGGUGCUCUUUACAGAAUUUCACAGAUUCCUUAGCAGCGAGCGAGCGCUGCGCAACUCGUGAAGAGCUUCUUCUUCAGGGAUGUCCUCAAGAGUUCCUGCAGUUCCCGGUCAACACAGUAGAGCUGCUGGAUGACGGGCCGUUAGGGAAAAGCGCAGACCCCGAUAACGCGUCUUAUAUCGCACCACAGAGGAUGGCGCUCAAACUUCGGCCAGGAACCAAAGUGACCUUUCAAGUAAAAGUACAGCAAUCAGAAGACCAUCCGGUGGAUAUGUACUACCUGAUGGACCUCUCAGCCUCGAUGUUCGACGAUCUGAAGAGGAUCACACACCUCGGGUCGACGCUUUCCAGAGAAAUGGCUAGUCUCACGAGUAACUUUCGCCUGGGAUUCGGUUCGUUUGUGGAGAAGCCGGUUCUGCCCUAUAUUAAAAUUACUCCAGAGGAGCUGAAAAACCCCUGCUGGAGCGUCGAGCACGUUUGCCUGCCCACGUUCGGAUACAGGCACGUCCUGUCGCUAACGAGCAGCACAGAGCAGUUUAAUAAGAUCAUCUCGAAACAGCGCAUCUCAGCGAACAACGACAUUCCCGAGUGUGGCUUCGACGCCAUCAUGCAGGCGGCGGUGUGCGGGGACAAGAUCGGGUGGAGGAACGAUUCCAUGCGCUUGCUGGUUUUUGCGAGCGACGCCGAUUCUCAUUUCGGGAUGGACAGCAAAAUGGCCGGCAUCGUCAUCCCUAACGAUGGACAGUGCCACCUAGAUGCCAACAAUGAGUAUUCCAUGGCAGGUGAAAUGGAGUAUCCAACAUUAGGACAAAUAAUAGACAAGCUGGUGGAGAACAACAUCCUCCUCAUCUUCGCAGUGACCGAAAACCAGAGACAAACCUACACGAACUAUGCAAGUCUAAUUCCUGGUGCGACAGUGGGUGUGUUGGAAAGCGAUUCCCGGAACAUUCUCGAACUGAUCUUGACUGCGUACAAGGAGCUAAGGUCCGAAAUUGAGCUGGAGGUCCUGGGGGACACUGAAAAUCUCCAUAUCUCCUUUACAGCUCUCUGUCCAGAUGGUGCAGUCCAGCCAGGGCUUAAACACUGCACCAAUGUCAAAGUUGGAGACGUAGUGACCUUUAAUGUCACAGUGGAGCUGGACAGCUGCCUGGACGCGUCUCAUCAUUUCUCGCUGCGGCCCCUGGGCUUCCAGGACACCCUGGAGGUGGAGCUGGAGUCGGUGUGUGAGUGCGGCUGCCAGAAGUGGGCCGAGUUAAACAGCACGCACUGCAGUGAAGGACGAGGUGCGCUGGAGUGUGGAUCGUGUCUCUGCGCCCCUGGGUUUGUAGGUACGAGGUGCGAGUGUGAAGAGGACAAAGUGCAAGUCAGUGACUGCAGGGCUUCCGACAGCAAAGAGGUGUGCAGCGGACAGGGCGAGUGCUUCUGCGGCCAGUGCGUGUGUUACAUGUCCGAGUUUGGGCUUGUGUAUGGAAAAUACUGCGAGUGCAUGGACUUCUCAUGCGUCAGAUUCCGAGGGAAGCUGUGUGGAGGUAACGGACAAUGCGACUGUGGCGAGUGUGUGUGCCAUGAGGGUUGGACAGGCGAGUAUUGCAACUGCAGCACCAGUGCACACACGUGCGAGGCAGCGGACGGCUCGGUCUGCAGCGGCCGUGGGAAGUGUGUGUGCGGGAAGUGCGAGUGUUCUGUCCCUGGAGCUUCAGGGGACAAGUGUGAGAAGUGUGCGACCUGUGGAGACGUUUGUAGCUCAACCAGGUCUUGCGUGGAGUGUCAUCUAAAAACCGAUGAACCCUCAGACGAGUGCAUCCGUAGAUGUAGCACGGUUUACACCACUAUCACCAACUCUACAGACUUUGACGAGAGCCACGCGGUGAUGUGUGCUCUCCGCAGCGAGAACGAGUGCCUGAUCUCUUUCACGUUAGUGGGCGGUGAAAAGGGAAGCACCGUGUACAAGCUCAGGCUUGAUUGUCCCAAGCCUCUAAAUAUCGCUCUGAUCGCUCUGGGUGUCUGUAUGUCCGUCCUCACUAUCGGCAUCACACUCGCGGUGGUUUGGAAGCUUUUCAUUUAUGUACACGACCAGAAAGAGGUCGCCAAGUUUGAGGCGGAGAGAGCGAAAGCAAAGUGGCAAUCAGGCACGAACCCUCUCUUCAGGAGCUCGACAUCAACGUUCAAGAACGUGGCAUACAAACACGCGACGGAGAGGAGAGCGAGAAAUGAGAUCUGCUGACCAGAUUGAGGAAAAAAACGCUUUUAAUAUACCGACUGUAAAGAUUUUUUUCAUGUGUGUGCGUGUGUAUAGUUUGAGCGACUGUUUUUAUUUUCCUGUAGUAUUUUCUCAAAAAAAAAAAAACAGGCUGUGGGAUAUAUUUUAUUCUAUUUAUCAAUUUGCUGCUAAAUCACCGCAAAUCCAGGACAACAAACGCAAACACUCGAUUCCGAAAGGAAAAAUGAUGUACGGGGAAACUAAUGAUUUAAUUUAUUCCUGAUUUAUUCUGAGGAAUCAGCAGUCAUUGCACAUUUUAUUGAUUAUAAUCGCCGUUUUUUUAUUGCUCGCUAGCAAGACUUUACGGAGAGUUCUUUCGUAAGGUAGGGAGGCGUACGCGAUUUUUAUGAUUGUGUUGUUUUUUUUUGCCGCCAUCUUUUUUUGGGAGGAAAAUAAAAUGCUGAUUUUAUACCAUUUCAGGUUUAGGAGCUGCAACGUGAUUGUCAGAUGUUCAGGGUUUUUAAUGGUUUGACUGGAAUUUGUUCUGUGCUUAUGCUAAUUGCUGUACGUCGAUACACUGGACAUGUCGGGUUUAGCAUUUUACGACAAAAUGUUUCAGGUUGAUAUUUUUUGAGACCCUUUCGUUUCCAUGCGUAAACUCGCUCUAUCAGAAGUACUCUAAGAGAAGGUAUUAGCAGACUGCCUCAACCCCACAUGGAGGUGGAAGCGUAAUGGUUUGGGGAUGUUUCGAAACAAGGAAGGUUGGACACUUAUUCUGGAAAGUGAAAGGAAUCCUGAGCCAACAUGCCUCCCAUUCCAUACAUCAACAACAUGCAAUUCCAUCUGGACUCAAGGCAUAUUUCCAAGCUCUCAGCAUUAUUUAGAGUCGUCUGGAGUGAUGUUUAUCAUGAAACGGUUUGCCCAGUCAGCGCACCUAAAUCCUACCGAACUGCUCUGAGAGGAUCAAGAAAUCUCCAACUAGUGAAGAACAUUUCUGGCAAGUUUUAAGUAUUUCAGCUGAACGGUUGGAGGAACGAACUGAGUGUGUAAAGCUGUUCUUCAUGAUUUUUUUUCCCAAUGAAAACAAAGUGUGUACAUGUACAUCUGUCCUUUUUUGGUGGAUUAAAACAAAAGGAACAUGUAUACGUCUCUCAAAAACCUUGCUGUUUCCAUACCUUCGCCAGCGCUCUAUUGUGUGUGUGUGUGUGUGUGUGUGUGUGUGUGUGUGUGUGUGUGAGAGUGUGUUUACAACGUUGUCUCCUAUAUGAUCGACUACACUGAGGCUGAGCCUUAUGCUGUAUUAAUGUCCUAAGUUAAAUGUUCAACGUCGAAUAAAGUUGGAUUUUUGCUGGCAAA
Messenger RNA from Silurus meridionalis, 3917 nucleotides. RefSeq names its product integrin, beta 6 (gene itgb6). The coding region runs from base 243 to 2585 and encodes 780 amino acids. NCBI's taxonomy places the organism in Eukaryota, Metazoa, Chordata, Actinopteri, Siluriformes, Siluridae. The record is from RefSeq and is a predicted model, not a curated record. Gene Ontology annotation, cellular component: focal adhesion; cell surface; integrin alphav-beta6 complex. Gene Ontology annotation, molecular function: integrin binding. The transcript is spliced from 17 exons. Gene Ontology annotation, biological process: cell-matrix adhesion; cell adhesion mediated by integrin; integrin-mediated signaling pathway.